GUAAUGAGCAGUCGCAGGUUGGGAUCAGGCAGAAGCAUGGUCGAGAACAAGGCAAGGUCGGUAAUGAGCAGUCGCAGGUUGGGAUCAGGCAGAAGCAUGGUCGAGAACAAGGCAAGGUCGGUAAUGAGCUGUCGCAGGUUGGGAUCAGGCAGAAGCGUAGUCGAGAACAAGGCAAGGUCGGUAAUAAGCAGUCACAGGUUGGGAUCAGGCAGAAGCAUGGUCGAGAACAAGGCAAGGUCGGAAAUGAGCUGUCGCAGGUUGGGAUCAGGCAGAAGCGUAGUUGAGAACAAGGCAAGGUCGGUAAUAAGCAGUCACAGGUUGGGAUCAGGCAGAAGCGUAGUGAGAACAAGGCAAGGUCGGUAAUGAGCAGUCGUAGGUUGGGAUCAGGCAGAAGCGUAGUUGAGAACAAGGCAAGGUCGGUAAUGAGCAGUCGUAGGUUGGGAUCAGGCAGAAGCGUAGUUGAGAACAAGGCAAGGUCGGUAAUGAGCAGUCGUAGGUUGGGAUCAGGCAAA
This is a messenger RNA of Staurois parvus, 512 nucleotides long. The record is from the annotation of a GenBank genome assembly. NCBI's taxonomy places the organism in Eukaryota, Metazoa, Chordata, Amphibia, Anura, Ranidae.